UUAUCAACAACUUAAGGGGAGAAGAAUCUGGGUAAACUUUUCUUCUCCCUUUUUAACCUGACUGGGGUCUUCUAGUAUACCCAGGCUCCUAAGACCUGGUUUAAGUGUUCUACUGAAAAUCCACUUGACUAUUCCAGGAAAAUACAAGCUAUAUUUUGGGGUUAAGUAUAAAAAUGAUUGAUUUUUUUUAACCUAGUGGAGGCAGAAGUUAUCUUCUCAUUAUAGUCAAAGGUAGUAUAAAAAAAAGUUGUAUUUUGUGACAUACAGGUGCCUGUAAGUCACUUUAAAGCUUGCCUGCUUUAGAGUUUAAAAGUGACUUAACAUUAAGUACAGAUCAAGUCAAAUUUGUUUUAACUUUAAUUUUCUAGCAAAACAGCUCAACUUCUGAGUUUGUGGAAAAUUCUAUAAGAACAUGUUUCCAGCAGUUGUAACUAUUGGGAGAUAGGGGAAGAUGAUCUAUAGGCCCCUCUCCCAUUUGAAGCUCAUAAUGUUUUUGCAGUACUUGCCUCACAAAUCACUAUAAUAAACUUUUUUUUAAUAUUUAUUUUUUAGUUAUAGGUGGACACAAUAUAUUUUAUUUGUAUGUGGUGCUGGGGAUCAAACCCAGUGCCUCACACAUGGUAAGCGAGCACUCUACCUCCAAGCCACAGCCUCAACACAUAAACUUCUUUUUUAAAAGGCAAACUACAAGAUAGUACUGUAUAUUGUUAAUAUACAACAUGACCAUUUAUCUUUCUGAUUUGAGAUUGUUACAAAUAGAAUAUUUCAAACCCUUUGGAAAUCCACAUCCUUGGGAGAAGGUGGUUUUUAUUAUUUUUUUAAAUGGAAUGACACUUCUGCUUUAUUCUCAUUUAUUUCCUUUAAAGGGAAUUUAGGAGAAAUUCAGUAAACUUUAUUGGAAAAAAUUCAUAGUUUUAACCCAAUGUUUUCACUGUAUAAAUGUCCUUUUAUCUCUUUCCAAGUGAAAAGAUUUUCCUCAUGUUGUUCAAAGAUAAUUGGAUUAUAAAAUUAUAUAAAUUAUGAAUUAUAAAAACUUUAUUUUCAAUCUAGCAGCAGACCCUUUGGGGCCAUAAAGAGACUAAUUUUUGGAAUAAUAGUAUGAGUAAUAAUUUAGGGCUUCUCACACAAUAGUUGACCCUUACAUACAGAUAAGUUUUACUUUAGUCUCACUUGGGUCAGGGGAGAGAGAAGAAGAUAAAUAGGCAAUUGUGAAAUUACUUCAGAAUACUUCUUAAGAAAUUUAAAGGUGAUUAUUAGAAAAGCUGAUGGUAACUUGGGUUUAUUAGUGUUAGUGUUAUAGUGGUGGAAAGUUUUUGGCAAUGGGUGUUUCUUUGUCUACACAUAGCAUCACAUAAAUGUUUGACAAACUAGUACUGACAGAAUCAGGUAAACAGUGGCUUUAAAGUGACUUUUUCUUUUUCUUUUUUUUUUUUUUUUUUUUUUUUGUGGUGUUGGGGAUUGAAUCCAGGACCUUGUGCAUGCAAGGCAAGCAUUCUACCAAUUGAGCUAUAUCCCCAGCCCUAAAAUGACUUUUUUACGUGAGUUUUACCAAGUUAAUAUUCAUACUAUUGCCCUUUUCCAGUUCUUUGCUGAAAGUGUUGAUCUUUUGUUCUGACUUCAAAAAAUAAUAUCUUUAAGUGCAAUUUGGUAUUAGUAUGACUAUUUUAAACCUCAUCAUAGAAAUUAGUUUCUAAAGUCUUAAACUGACCUUUGGUAGUCCUUGAUCAUAUGGCCUGGCCUCCUGCAACCAGCUAUUGUCCUAACCUUAAUGUAUUAGAUGCUUUAUUUUCUGUUGUUUUAAAAAAUAAUUUAUACACUUUUAGCUGCCUUGAGUGUUUUUAAAUUUAAUUCUUCUCAAAUUUACCUGAAUUCAAAUAUUACUAAGAUAAAGGCACCAAAGUGGCCAUUUAGUGUUUCCCAGGAGUUAGUUGAAACUGGUAACCCAAGAACUCUGGGAACUCCUUAGAAGAUGUAAGGCCAGCCAUAGUCAAAUAACAGUGGAAAAAGUACUUGAUGUUAGGAUAGGGCUAAAUUACAGUUUAAGGAAUCAUUAACAUCACUUGAACUCAAAAGUAGUAAAACUGUGACUACUGAUCACGAUUAAAGCAAAUGUACUAUAUAUAGAUGCUAAGAGAUUGGAAAGAUAUAUUUCUCCAGGCACUUACAUUCUUAUCUGAAUGUAUGAUUAAAGGUUGUCCCUGUUUUAAGGUGAUAAAUCUAGACAUCUAUUACAAUAAGACACGACAGAUUAUUUACAGAAUUUGAGGUGUGUGACAUUUCAAAAACAAUCUCACUUUGUUUUGUACAGUAACUAGUCAAUGGAAAGGCAUUAAAACUUGUACAUUAGGAGAUACUAAUGCUAUUGACAUCUUUAAACUUACAUGCAUAAAUAGGAUAUUUAAUACACCACCUGUUCAGUAUGUCAGAGAUUUUAAAUGAUAAUUUAAUUAUUGGUAUUAUGUAUUAACCAGGAAUACAGUGGCUCUUUCUGGAUAAAAUCAAAGGUCUUUUUAUGAAGCUAAAUGGGGCCUAUAAGACAUUGCUACUUUAAAUUGAAUAUAGUUUAUAAACAUUGUGUUGAGAGGUGGUCUUGGUGGCACAUGCCUGUCAUCCCAUAAUGACUGGGAGGCUGAGACGGGAGGAUGGUAAGUUUAAAGCCAGCCUCAGCAAAAGGCAAGGCACAAAGCAAUUCAGUGAGGACAUGUCUCUAAAUAACAUACAAAAUAGGGCUGGGGAUGUGGUUCAGUGGUACUCAAGAGUACCCAUGAGUUCAAUCCCCAGUACAAAAAAAAAUUUGUUGAGAGACAUAUUCCCUUGAUUUUUGAAUACUAGAAUUUUUUUUUAAAUCAUAUGCCACAAGACAAUUGCUAAGAGAAUUUAUAUAUAGCUUACAAUAUGUGAGUAAACUGUUUUGAAUUAAUUACAGAAUUAGAAAUUAGAGGCAGAAUUUUGUUCCUUGGAGAAAAAUUAUUGAUCUUCAGAAAGAGUGCAGUUUUUUAAAAAAUAUUUUUAGUUGUACAUGGACACAAUAUAUUUUUUUUAUGUAGUGCUAAUAACUGAAACUAGUGCCUCACAUGUGUUAGGCAAGUGCUCUACCACUGCACCAUACAACCCCAGACCAGUUUUUAUUUUUUUAAAUAUUUUUUUUUAGUUGUAGUUAACACAAUAUCUUUAUUUUAACCUAAGGCCUUGAACGUGCUAGACAAGUACUCUACUGCUGAGCCACAGCCCCAGCCCCAGUUUUUAUUUUUGAUAUGACUCUUGGAAUGGAAAUAUUUUAGGGGUUUUGCAUUUUUGAAAUUGUAUAGUGUGAUACUUAAUGUUAUAUUUCCCUUAGAACAAAUCAAGAAGUCAUAGGCCCUUUCCUUGACCCCUUUCAUUGUAGAUCAGGUUGUUUGUGAAUUGAUGAGUAGGGAAAUAAGCAACCUAUUCAGAAUUUGAUAUUGCCAUUUUCUUUUAUGGAAAAUUAAUUUUUAAGGUAGAAUUAUAACUAAGUCUGCCCUUAUGACUUUUUCAUAGUAUAAGCAUACACUGUAUUCAGUUAAUAUCUUGAGCCUAAAGUUUGAGACCAACAGCUUACUUCUGUGUUAUAUGCUCUUAGUUAUACUUUGAGGAGUAUAACUUUUUCCCUUAAUUAGGCAAAAAAAAAAAAAUGUCUUGUAGGGCACUUGGAAUUAUUAGCUAUUUAUAAGUCAUCUUUAUAUUCCUACUUUAAAGGUCACAAAUUGUUUUUCUUUAAAUAAAUACAUUUCUAGGGUAGGUUGUAAAUUUCUAGUGCUAUUUUAAAAAUAAAAACCUAAAAAGAAUUCUUAAGUAAAGUGAUAGAGAAUUCUAAGAUGGUCCAUCAGAGUUACUGAAGUUUCUCUUUAAACAUUGUUUUUCUAGAACAUUCGAAAUAACUUGUGUAGAUAUUUUGAGUUCUCAAUAACUUAUUUUUUAGCAUUCAAAUUAUGCAUAGAUUUAAAUGCCUUUUGUACUAGAAAUAAUUUUUCUUUUUUUAUUAAUUUAUCUUAAUUUGGUAUAUAUGACAACAGAAUGCAUUUUGAUUCAUUGUACACAAUUGCAGCACAACUUUUCAUUUCUCUGGUUGUACAUGAUGUAGCAUCACACCAUAUGUGCAGUCAAAAUGUACCUAGGGUAAUGACGACCAUCUCAUUGUACCCUCUUUCCUGCCCUCCCUCCCCUUUGCCCAAUCAAAGUUCCUCCAUUUUCCCCAUGCCUCCCCCCUCCCCAUUAUGGAUCACCAUCCACUUAUCAUAGAGACCAUUCUGUCUUUGUUUUGGGGGGAUUGGCUUACUUUGCUUAGCAUGAUAUUCUCCAACUCUACCCAUUUACCUGAAAAUACCAUAAUUUUAUUCUCUGUCAAUAACAUUUUUUACCUUAGUUUUGUAUAUUACACUGCCUGAGUUACACUAUGGUAUGGUAUAUAAGAUCUUUGGUUUUUCAUUAAAACUUCAUACAUUUGGGGGAGCAAUUUGAAGAGUUUAAUGACCACACUCUGAGUAUGAUUGUGAAAUGACUGAAUUCCAUCCAGAUUCCAUCCAGAUUUCUUUCUCAGACUUUCCGGGGAGCUUUUCUUCAUUUUUUUCUCCCUGUUUUCCCCACCUCAAGUUAUGUACAUUGUUUGAAAAAAAGACUUUUGGCAUCUGGAAUAUUUCUCUUGUCCUUUCAAGGUAGUCAUCUGGUAGUAAGCAAGCCUAUCCUCAGUGUCAAAACAGCACUGCCAAUGUAUACAUGGGUUUCCAUAUAUCUGAGCCAACCUGAACAGCUACCAGAAUGGAUCUAGAUGAUUACGAUUUUAUAGUUUAUCCUGAUAUAAUCAGUAAUUGUCACCAAGUAGUGAGAUGGGAGGGUAGGGGUAGGAAUCGGCAGGGUAUCUCUAGCCACAAUUUUAAAGUUUAUGGGAGCAUAAAAAUCCUAACUACUGAGUAUCUUUUAUGCUAUUUAAACUAUAGCAAACUAUUAGGUAUUCCUAAUCAUGUUGCAUUGCUUGCUUCUGUGUUGGAAGGGGAAAAUAUCAACCAAAAUCUGCAUACCAAUUCAAUUGCAAAAGGAAAUUACAAGAUAUGUGAUUUGAAAAGUGAAAAAUAUAUGUAAAAAUAGCAACUUAAUUACACAUUUACACCGAGCACGUUUUCUGAGUUGAGCAACACUAAUUUUGAGUACUUAAUUAAGGCUGGUGCUUUACACACACAACUAUGAAAAUCUUCAUAACUCCUGAUUUGGGUAUUUUCAGAAGCAGGAUGGGAGCUGUUUUACCCUAGGUUCCACAACUGGUGAAGAGGCAGAAAUGUUCUGAAAAUCUCUGGUGUCCCAUUCACUAGGCCACACUACUUCUUCCCUCCCAACACCUCAAAAUCAACGUAGGUCCAACCUACUUAAUGUAGAAAGGUGGGAACAGACAGUUCUUCCCUAUAGGAGGGAAUUUAGUUGCUGCUUUGAAACAACGCAGAAGUGUACUAUCACCGCGGGAAUGCCCUCAAGUCCUGCGCAGCUUUACUACGGGGUCAGACAGUAAACCGAUCCAGCGAAGAUUGCGAGGUGCUAACGGAGCACCGGGUGGGGCUUUAGGGACCUGGAGAGAAGCGCGAGUCCCGCCGACACGCGGCGGAAGCAGCUCCCGACCCCGCCCCGCGUCCGGUGAGCCAGCGCCCGCGACGGGUAGCCUGGGCGACGCUGUGAGGCGGCCAGGGUGCGGCCAGGGUGCAGCCAUGUACCGGCUGCCCGAGUCUAAGAGGAAGCGGUGGGACAAGCAGGCCCCUUCCCGGCAGGACGUACAAACCGCCUGUGUCCUCCCCUCUCCCGGGGCUGGUGAAGGCGGCCCUGCUCUCCCGGAUCGGCAAUCGGCGCCGCGGGCGACGGUGGCAGGCUCGGCGGGUGCCCGGGACAACAACCUACCGGCACCCGCACGCCCUCGUCCUUUGCUGCGCUCCGUGACCUCCUCCACAGGCGGGUCGCCGCCUUCCUCCGGGACCGGUAGUUCUCAAAAACAUACCGGCAUAUUUGCCCACAAAAACAGACCUAGAGAGCAAUCAGGAUUACAGUUAGGGAUGUGGUACUGGAAAGAUGAAACCAAAACUCUUGAAUUCAGAAGUUUUAUAUCUUCAGUAGAACUCAAGGAAAAAGGAAAGAAAGGCAAAGCCGUUCACUUUGCUGAAAUUGAUGGCCCCGCUUCAGAAAGGUUGACAGAUAAAAGGCUCUCUUCAAGAGAGGAUAAGUCAGCGAAAGCCUUAGAGAAACGAGGUCAGCAGGGCAACGUUACACUGGAUGAUGUUAAGUUUGUUGCUUUGCUUUUGCUACAAGAUACUGAGAUGCAGAAGAUCUGUUCUUUUACAACGUUUAUGAGAAAUAAGACUCUUGACAAUUUCCUCAUGGCAUUAUUGUACUAUUUAUCUCAUUACUUGGAAAAAAACUCGCUGGAAAAGAAGCCCCAAAGCUAUAUGGUGGGCCUUGUAGAGAAAAAAGAGAUGGAGCUGGUUUUAAGUAAGUUAGAAGCAGCACAGAAAUAUUUGGCUCAGAAGUACUGUGUCCUUGUGCUGGGGUUGGGCAUGCCUUAUAAGCAUCACAUGUGCUGUGGAAAGGAGAAAAUGUCAGACACACAAAAAGACUGGAAAUUCUUCGAGUCCUUAUUCACUUUCUGUACAUACGUAGCAUGGAUUGUCUUCCAACGUCAACACUUGACAGAGAUCGAGGAAGAAAUAGGAAGGCUCUUCCGCUCCAAUAUGUUCAAUAUUCCUCGAAGGAAACGGGAGGAUGAAGAAUCAGGAGGGGAGAAGAAACGCAUGACUUUUGUACAAUUCAGGCGAAUGAUGGCAAAACGCCCAGCCAUUAAAAAAGCCAUUAACAUGCGUUCUCCAGUACUGUCUACUCUGCUGCCAUCUCUCAGAGAAAAAGCUCAGAAUAUCGUUGAGAAAAAGUAUCAUCUAGUAGGCAUCAAACUCCCAGGCCAGGUGCAAAAACACAUGCAAAGUCUGGACUCUGUGCCCAUGUCAGUAGUUGGCAUUUUGGGGGAGCCACGAUGUCUGUUCAACCCUCAUACCCUUCUCCCCCUUGAACCAAAAGAAAAUGCAAAAUCAUCUAAAAGACUUCCAUCCCUGGGAGAGAGAAAUAACAUCCAGAUUCAGGACGCACUGGAGUCAUGAAAACAUUGUCUUCUUAAAUAUGCCCUAAAUAAUCUGGUAUAUUUCACUUCUGUAAUCAAGUCCCAGCACUUGAGGUAAACUACUUCAGCUUAAUUGCUUGACAUAGGAUCAAUAUGUGUGUUAUUAUUAUUAAACUUUUUAAGUUAUUCAAGUUAAUUUUGUUUGUACAAGUUAUUUUGUUAAAAGUUCAAUAGACUAUUAAAUAAUUCCAGAAAUCUCUUGAAA
Marmota monax (woodchuck) is the source of this 7367-nucleotide messenger RNA. RefSeq names its product protein phosphatase 1 regulatory subunit 36 (gene Ppp1r36). The record is from RefSeq and is a predicted model, not a curated record. The transcript has 11 exons. Gene Ontology annotation, biological process: negative regulation of phosphatase activity. The coding region runs from base 5712 to 7142 and encodes 476 amino acids. Gene Ontology annotation, molecular function: phosphatase binding. NCBI's taxonomy places the organism in Eukaryota, Metazoa, Chordata, Mammalia, Rodentia, Sciuridae.